Molecule: messenger RNA, 378 nt
Organism: Dicrocoelium dendriticum
Lineage: Eukaryota; Metazoa; Platyhelminthes; Trematoda; Plagiorchiida; Dicrocoeliidae
Source: the annotation of a GenBank genome assembly
AUGGACAAACUGGAGCUUAUGUUGUCGCACUGUCGUCUUUUGGCAUUAACUCUGCUAAGGAAGCGCGAUACAUCCGUCAGCUCGGUUGAUUCAUCCUCGUCGGUGCUUUUGGAUGACUCAGCUGACCCGCACCCAAGUUUGGCUGAACAAUUGCUGCAUGAUCUGAUCACUAGCGGUUUCACGCAAGAUAACAACAGCUGUUUCUCGCUGGUUGUCCUACUUUUCGCAUCUGCAGAUCUCACUUCUCUGCGCCGUCGCCUGAGUAUGAUUGACGUGACUACCAAAGGAGUGUUGGAUGGCUCUCCGGAGGAACUGAAAUCUCAGCUAGCUUCUUCAGGGGGUUUCAUGUGUUGGGCCUUUGAUCACGUCUCGGAAUAG